CUUGAACAACUGUUGUUGAACAUUACUCGAGUGACACAAACAACCCAUUCAUCAUGGGCCCAGUACCAGCUACGCCAGCGCAGUCAAAGAGUAGAAAGGCUCCGGCAACAGCUUCAAAGACAGCUGGGACAGUCACCAGAACGACAAGGAAACGAGCAGGGACCAAGAACGAGGAUGAGAACGACGUAGAGGAUCCACGUCCAACCCUUCACACCAAACCUUCCAUCAGCCUAUUCGCCAAAGGUCUCAGAGAAGCCUCAGACAAGAUGCUACACCGAGACAAGGAAUCGAAACACAUUUUUGCUGGGAAUAGGAGCAGAGCGACGUCGUCUGGGUCAGACAACCAUUACUCGGAGAGUCUAAAGGCAUUCUUGAGGAUAAGACCACCUCCAGAAUCAUCAAGCACUCACUCACCUGUUAUGCCAUACUUGGAAGCCGAGAACGAGACUCAGGUCAUCAUGCGACCGCCGAUGGAUCCCUCUCGUCCUCAUGCCUCAAAAUCACCCAACAUCUAUUCGUUCGACAAAGUGUUCCCUCCGGCCUCUCUUCAAGACGAAUUCUUCUCCUACACCACCCUUCCACUGGUCAAAAAGCUUCUGCACGGCGAAAAUGGGCUCAUGUUUGCCUAUGGGGUGUCCAACAGCGGCAAGUCAUAUACUAUUGCCGGCACAGAAGGCACCGAAGGCAAAGACAGGGGUCUCCUGCCCCGCAGCAUCGACGUCAUAUUCAACUCUAUCGGAAGUAACCAAUCUUCUCUUCCUCUGCGCUGCGUCGGUGUCGCCGAUGUGGAGAUGGCAGCGGAGGAGCAUGCGUUCGCACGUGCUUUCGACCAACUACGAGGGGAGACAGAAGCCUGCACUCCACAAACAAUCACCAUCGACAAGAACUAUGGUUAUGCAGUCUUCGUCUCAUACGCCGAAGUCUAUAACGAGAAGAUUUUCGAUCUCUUGGACGCUGUCCUUCCCAAUUCAUCCUCCCAGCUCACGAGCACAAAGAGCUCCUCGAGUAACGCCAGAUCAUCCUCAGCUUGGGCACUCUCCUCCUCUCUCAGUCUAGCCGCCUUGGCCAACGGAGGUGGAGGCGUUCUCAAACGACGAGCUCUAGCUCUCAAGAACGACCCUGAUGGCAAUGGAAAGUACGUCGCUGGUCUGAACGAGGUCCGCGUGCGAACACGAGAUGAAGCUCUCUCCAUCUUCCGAGCUGGCCAACGAGCUCGACAGGUCUUUGGAACGUUGGCGAAUCGCGAAUCUAGUCGAAGUCAUGGCAUCUUCUCCAUCAAGAUUGUGCGCAUUCACAACGGCGCACCAAAGGAUAUUGAUGGAGUGCAAGUAUCCAAGCUGUCGAUUGUGGAUCUCGCGGGCUCGGAGCGGACAAGGAAUACAGGCACCACGGGAGAUCGAUUGAAAGAGGCAGGCAAUAUCAACAAAUCUUUGAUGGUUCUCGGCCAAUGUCUUGAGGUUCUUCGCUCAAAUCAGCAAAAGAUGUCUCUUGCGACAGGCUCGAAUCAGAAGAAGAAGCUGGCGGUGGUGCCUUUCCGUCACUCAAAGCUCACUGAAAUCUUUCAGAAUUCGUUUGUCGGAGAUGGCAGCGCGGUCAUGAUUGUCAACGUCAACCCAUACGAUACGGGCUAUGACGAGAAUGCUCACGUCAUGAGGUUCUCGGCGGUUGCGCAAGAGGUGCAAACGAUCCCCACCUCGAAAUCUCACCACGGCUUCUCUGGCGGGACUCUUCGACGGCAAAUCAGCACUCAGUUCAGUGCUCUCAAACAGGCCGUCAGUGGAGGCGGUCAAGGCAAGAUCAAGGUCAUGGUGCCCGUCGUGCCAAAGAUCAGUGCGCCAACUUCUGCAUCGAGCUCGAUGACUUCACUGCCUGAGCCUGAGAUUGAAAUGGUCGAGGAAGAGCUGGAGAUCGUGGAGGAGGAUGCAGAUGAAGCCUCUGAUGAAGAGGGGGAUAUCCUUGUGGAUUACCUCUUCGACCAGAUAAGGGAGCUCAAGACGAUGCUUUACGAAUCCGAGAUGCGAAACGCCUCGAUCGAGGCUGAGGUCAGAGAAGAGCUCUCGGAAGAGAUGCAGAAGACGAUCGACGCGGUGCAAAAGCAAUCCGAGCGGAGACUGCACGAGCAGGUGCUGGCCAGCGAGAGGAAGAUGGAUAUGAAAAUCGACAUCGUGUCGAGGUCAAUGUCGAAACCUGCUCAACCAAGAUACGUCAGGACUAAAGUGUCACCAUCAAAGGACACGACAUACCUUCGAGCCACGCCCGAGAUCGAUGCCGAUUCGAGCUUUGAAUCGCAAACCAUCAACACGACUUUUGAGUCGGCAGUGGAAGGAUCUCUGUUCACGGAUGAGGACGCGGAUGAAGAGGUAUUGGAGGGCGAUGGUGUGGACGACCCUUUUGUCGUCAGAAAAACUGGAAAGAGCGAAAUCGAAAGUGAAUCGGAUGACGAAGAGGAUAUCGAUGAAUCCGAGAGUGAAGAUCAUGCUGAAGCUGGUGAUGGUCAAGACGAUGAUGACGAAUUGACCGAGGAAGAGAGUGAGGGUGAGGACUCGGAUGGAGAAGCAGAGGAAGAGGAUGACGAAGAGGAAGAGGAAGACGUGUCCGAGUCCGAGGAAGAGACUGAAUCCGACUAUUCAGCUUUCGAGUCAAAUGUGAGCUCGAGUGUCUCACCUUCGCCUGUUCGCCGUUCGAGCAUCAAACCACGCCAUACUUCCACCACUACUCCUUCUCGACCUCGGAAUUCAAUGAAGACUCCAGCUCGCCUCAAGACACCUGUUCAUGUGCCCUCUCCCAAGUCGGUUCCAGAGUCCACAGCUUCGGGAACGAUGAAAAUCCAAAAGACGCCCUUGGGUGAAAAUCUGGAACAAGAUAAAGUGGCAGUAGCAUCGGAUGAUGAUGACGAAAUCGCGGAUGUGACUGCCACAGUGAAGAGGAAAAGGAGAACAUUGGGAAAGAAGGUCCUGUUGGAAGAUGACAUUCAGGUAGAUUCCCACAAAUUAGGCGGAGGAGCAGACAUAAGGAGGUUGGGGAGUCGGGCCGCCCUGUAUUAACCAGGAGAGUAGCUCAUCGUUCGCUGGGCAAUCCCAAUCGAUGUAUUGAUCGAACAUGUCGUCCUCGGUGAUGGGUUCCGCGACCGCAGGCUGCGCGAUCUGUGCGGGUCCAGGCUCUGA
Messenger RNA from Kockovaella imperatae, 3164 nucleotides. Its product is annotated as P-loop containing nucleoside triphosphate hydrolase protein. Gene Ontology annotation, biological process: microtubule-based movement. The transcript is spliced from 7 exons. The coding region runs from base 54 to 3044 and encodes 996 amino acids. The record is from RefSeq and is a predicted model, not a curated record. Gene Ontology annotation, cellular component: nucleus; microtubule; kinesin complex. NCBI's taxonomy places the organism in Eukaryota, Fungi, Basidiomycota, Tremellomycetes, Tremellales, Cuniculitremaceae. Gene Ontology annotation, molecular function: microtubule binding; microtubule motor activity; ATP binding.